Messenger RNA from Protopolystoma xenopodis, 579 nucleotides. NCBI's taxonomy places the organism in Eukaryota, Metazoa, Platyhelminthes, Monogenea, Polystomatidea, Polystomatidae. The record is from the annotation of a GenBank genome assembly.
AUGUCUCGUGUUACCGAACGCAUCGCUAUCGAGCUUGCUUCUCUUGGAGUCGACUACGCCGAACUGGCUUCCUGUUUAGCCGCUUGGCCACCCAGUCUUCUUGAGCCAAUUUCUACUGUCACUGGCACUGCUACCAUUGCUGCAACCUCCUCCCAACCUUCUUCUUUGUCCCCAUUCUCCAAAAGCAUUGCUACAGACAGCACCACUGCUUCUUUACCUACCCCAUCAGGUUCGUCUUCUGCAAAAGCCGCUAGCUCUAUUUCUGCUUCUAAUAGCGUCCCCGUUUCUUGCUCCUCUUUCACUCCAUUAACUGUUGCUACUUCUGCAGCUGCCGCCCUCCUGGCUCCCUCAUCUCCGCCUGUUACCUCUACAGUGACUGGAGAGAUUCGAAUUCCUGAUACCAGAGAGAUCAGUCCCAUUCCUUCAUUUGUCGCCGCCGCACGUCAGACCUCAAAGGCCGUAAAUCGGCUGGCCGGGAUGAUGGAGACUCGGCUGGCCGAGUUCUGGCGCGAUGGACUUGCAUUCGCUGAGAACGUGAAAACAGUACUCAAAACACGAGAUGGACUUGAGGUGGGCUGA